Molecule: messenger RNA, 1752 nt
Organism: Mobula hypostoma (lesser devil ray)
Lineage: Eukaryota; Metazoa; Chordata; Chondrichthyes; Myliobatiformes; Myliobatidae
Product: high-affinity choline transporter 1-like
Exons: 8
Coding region: 1-1752 (583 amino acids)
Biological process (GO): acetylcholine biosynthetic process; choline transport; transmembrane transport
Cellular component (GO): dendrite; axon; synapse
Molecular function (GO): choline:sodium symporter activity
Source: RefSeq, a predicted model, not a curated record
AUGGCUGUUGAUGCUGGAGGGAUUGUCACUGUCAUCCUAUUCUAUUUGUUAAUCCUCGCUGUUGGAAUAUGGGCUGCCAAGAAAACUAAACGGAGGAUAAGUAGAAGUGAGAUACUUCAAAAUGAAAUUAUAAUGGUAGGAAGAAGAGAUAUUGGUCUUUUGCUUGGAAUUUUUACGAUGACUGCCACUUGGGUUGGUGGUGCUUAUAUAAAUGGCACAGCAGAAGCAAUCUAUCUUGUUAAACAUGGACUUGCAUGGACACAGGCUCCUAUAGGAUUUGCAUUAAGUCUUACCAUCGGUGGUUUGUUUUUCGCUAAGCCAAUGCGUUCAAAGAAAUAUGUGACCAUGUUGGAUCCAAUUCAGGAAACCUAUGGUAAUUGGAUAGGAAGCCUGUUCUUCAUCCCUGCUGCUUUGGGAGAGGUCUUUUGGACAGCAGCUGUUUUAUCUGCCCUUGGUUCAUCGCUGAGUGUGCUUUUUCAGAUCAAUGUUCACAUCUCCAUUAUUAUUUCUGCUUCGAUAUCAAUCAUUUAUACUCUAAUUGGCGGAUUAUACUCUGUUGCAUACACAGACAUGGCUCAGCUUUUCUGUAUCUUUAUGGGAAUGUACCUAAGCUUGCCUUUUGCUAUUUCACAUCCUGCUGUUACAAGUAUCAGUGCCACAUUUACACAGUAUGUUUACCGUGAGCCCUGGAUCGGAAAGAUACCUGCUAAAAAGGCCUGGGUCUGGAUUGACAACUACGUUCUGAUGAUUUUAGGAGGAAUCCCCUGGCAAGCAUAUUUUCAGAGGGUACUUUCUUCCUCCACAGCUGCUCGAGCACAACUGAUGUCCAUUGUGGCUUCUUUAUUCGUUCUAAUACUAGCUAUCCCGUCUGUAAUCUUUGGUGCAAUAGGAGUAUCAACUGAUUGGAAUCAGACUGCCUAUGGUCUUCCAGACCCAUCACACAGGAAUCAGUCUCAGAUGAUCUUACCCUUAAUGCUACGAUACCUUUGUCCAAGAUACAUUGGAUAUUUUGGCCUUGGAGCUGUCACUGCUGCUGUGAUGUCAUCGGCUGACUCUUCCAUCCUAUCAGCAAGUUCCAUGUUUACUCGGAAUAUUUAUCAUUGUGCAGUUAGGCAUGAAGCCACGGAUAAUGAACUGGUAUGGGUCAUGAGAGCAGCCAUUGUCACGUUUGGAGGAGCGGCAGCAGGAAUGACAUGGUUGUCUAAUUCUGUCUACGGAUUGUGGUAUCUAAGCUCAGAUCUCAUCUUUGUUCUUCUUUUUCCACAACUGGUCUCAGUACUUUUCAUCAAAGGAUCUAAUUCUUAUGGCUGCAUCACUGGUUACAUUAUUGGUCUCACCUUGCGUAUUUGUGGGGGAGAACCUUAUCUACGUCUAAACCCAUUUUUCUGCUUCACAAAGUGCUAUUUGGAUAUUGAGUUUCCAAGUGGACCAAUUUAUGUUCAACAAUUUCCAUUCAAAACAGUCUCGAUGUUAUUAUCCUUAUUGAUGAAUUUAAGCGUUUCAUAUCUGACCAAAUAUCUUUUUCAUAAUGGAAUGUUGCCUCCCAAGCUGGACUUCCUUGAAAACUUUGUUACAGAGUCUGUGAAAGGAAAAGAAAAUAAAGUAGAGCCACUGACAAAUGAUGACAGUGAUGUACACGAAGCAAAACCUUCAGAUAAAGAAGCAAAUGAUCAUCCUGACACUGAUUAUCCAAGUGAAGAGCCAGCCACCAAUGAAGUUUUGGAUCCAGUGAUUUUAAAAACAGAUAACUAA